Molecule: messenger RNA, 11983 nt
Organism: Aspergillus welwitschiae
Lineage: Eukaryota; Fungi; Ascomycota; Eurotiomycetes; Eurotiales; Aspergillaceae
Product: non-ribosomal peptide synthetase
Exons: 3
Coding region: 1-11955 (3984 amino acids)
Biological process (GO): secondary metabolite biosynthetic process; amino acid activation for nonribosomal peptide biosynthetic process
Cellular component (GO): cytoplasm
Molecular function (GO): catalytic activity; phosphopantetheine binding
Source: RefSeq, a predicted model, not a curated record
AUGGACCAGGCGAGCAAUGACAGCAAAAAGACACUUUUCUUUUCCCAGGCAACAGCGAAUGCCAUGUGGGCUGCCGGAAUAUCGCCAAUGAGCGUGCAAGCGGUCCACCAGGCAUCGACAUUCCAGGAAGAGAAGGUUCUUGCAACGAUUGCGGACAGCAAGCAUCAGGUCAAUGUGGAAGCACAACAUUUCAUCUGUCGUGAUGAAGGAAUCAAUGUGGUUCACUUGAACAAUGCGGCUCAUGCACUGGCCCGGCGACAUGCUGUACUACGUUCCCUCUUUUGCCUAGAUGAUGUUACUACAAAAGGACAUCCCAGGCGAAUGACAACGGUGGUUCUUGACACAGAUUAUCCCCAAGAAGAUAUCAAGCUUGUCAGUGAGCAGGCAGCUCAGCAUACGGAGGUGGGGAAUUCCCACUUCCAUUUUCAUGUGCUGGGGUUGCCAGAUACUGUGGGAACUUGCCAGUGGCAGGGAGAGAUGCCAUGGAAGUUAAUAAUCAGCUCAUUGCCUGGCGAAAAAGGCUUUCGUCUAUCACUGUGCUACCAUACUGCAAUCCUGGAUGAGUCUUCGGCUUGCCAGCUGUUGCGCUACCUGUGGGGUGAGCUGCAGGCUCCCGGUUCCGCCGUUGUGUCCGACUUCUUUGCGGUCCACAGGGGCCAGGCUUUCCGACGCAGCCGUGAUAUGCAACGUCGGGUACAAGAGAGAUUUUCGAGUGCACCACCUCUCCUAGCUAGCUUUGGUAGCACAAAGCCACUUGACAAGGAGGGGUAUGGUGUCACGAUUGGCAAAGUGGCCAUGCCUUACCCUCGGGCUGUUGGCCCACAGAUAGCACGGCAGGCCUUAUAUAUGGCACUCUGUGCAUUUGCCAGAACACAAGAGGCCACAUUUUUAGAGUUAAUGUCGCACAGGGGACUACUUCCCUCAACCCAUAGAGAUGUUCUGGGUCCAGUUCUAGUGCCUCAGUUUCGGUGGGCUCAACAUGAUAGCUACACAGCACUCUCCAAUAUUGCUGAGAGCCUAGCUUCGGGCUGCGACAUCCACCACACCUUCUCACCUGGCGAGCUGUGCUCCUUCAUUUCAGACUUAUCGCACCGGGCUUUUGUGUCUCUCGUUUGUCAUACAGAUUCAUGUGCUUCCACUGGAGUGGAACCCUGGAUCUGGGAAGGCAAAGAGUCAUGGUCGGAUGUCCCUUUGGUAAUCGAGCUACUUCCAUGUAGUGGGGACUCCUACCUCCUCCGCAUUUGCUACCACAAUAAUCGGUUCAGAGACAACACCAUUGUGGCAUUCCGACAAUUUCUUUGCGCAUCUCUUGAGUGGCAACAACAUACGCAUGGUGCGUGGCGAAACACUACUUUCGUGUCUCCGGUCGACCAUGUCCUUUGUUCAUGUCCCGAUGUCGCAGCUUACCUGACAAAUCAGGAAAGAAUCCAGACAGGAAUUGGACCCGUUGGUGGGUCAUUAGGGGUCGACGUCCCAAGCAACACAUUAGAAAUCACCAUAGAGGAGUGCGAGAGACCGAAUGGCCUGUGCCUUGCGCAUCACUUGCUCGAGCAGAGUGUUAGAAGGUUUCCAGAGAAAAUUGCGCUGCAAUAUGGAUUUACCGAUUAUUUGACAUAUCGGGACUUGAAUGAUCACUGUGACCUAGUUGCUGGUGCGUUGGCAUGCUGGAUCCAGCAUAUUUACCUGGUGUCUCCCGAUGAUGAAAUUGUUAUACCGAUCUCAUUUGACAAAGGGCUCGAGUUGGUUAUAGCUAUGUUCUCGGUGCUGAAGGCAGGGGCGGCUUUCGUACAUAUCGAUGCGAGCCUACCAGCUGACAGAAUAGCGGGCAUCAUUCGGAUGACGGGAGCACCAUUCAUUCUUUACGAUGGAAAGACUGAUACAGAUAAGCUGAACGAAGUUGCCAGGAGGGAAGGCAAGGCAAUCGUUGCGCUUAAUGAUUUGAGCAAGGCGCAGGAUCAACCUCAACUUCCGUUUACCCGAAAGGUACAACUGCCUUCCUCGCUCGCGUACAUCCAAGUGACAUCCGGAACGACUGGGGAGCCGAAAUGUAUCAUGAUAGAACACUGCAACUUGGUGGCUUUUAUGGAAGCCGACGAGCCGGAGUUCUUGGGAAGUUGGACGACCAGCAAACUGCAGUUGUCAAAUCGUACCUUUGACAUAGCCAUGGCGGACAUAUUUGGCACUCUGGGUUGUGGAGGAAGGUUAGUCCUCGGUCCAGAUGCAGAGAUACUGUCCUCUCUGGCAGAAUGGCUGGAGAUGACCAGUGUGACGGACCUGAAUACGUCUCCCUUGGUUGCAGACUUGCUAAAGAACAAUGUCCCAGCUCAUCUGAGCGUCCUCAUGGUCGGUGGAGAGCCCUUCCACCCAUCUCUGAUAAAAGGAAUCCCUAAGGAAUGUCGAUUAUACAACAACUAUGGCCCAAGCGAAACGACAUUCGUAGCCACUACAUACACUGUAUCAGAGGAGGAUGCAAAUAAGUCAAACGUGCCAAUUGGUCGCUCUUUUGGAUCCUGUAGAAUUCAUAUCCUGGAACCUGAAAGUGUGAAGCGGGUCAAAAGCGGAGACAUUGGCGAAAUAUGCAUCAGUGGGCCGCAAGUAUCCAGAGGGUACCUGGGACAGCCGGCGCUUACUGACAAAAGCUUUUCCCCUGACCAUUAUGUCAAAGAUGAGAAAUGCAAGCUGUAUCGCACUGGAGACCUUGGGCGAUUUUUACCCGACGGGAGGCUUGAGUAUGCCGGGCGCAAAGAUAGGCAAGUGAAACUUCGAGGGCAGCGCAUCGAAACACUCGAAAUAGAAAUGGUGAUUCGGAGAAACCCUCGAGUGAAGGCUUGCGCAGUCACCAUAGGCGAAUCAAUCCAUGGGAUGGCCCUCGUUGCAUUCAUUGAGACACAGCUGAACCAAGAGCCAUCCACCGACGCGACACCUGAAGAGCUGAGCUGGGCAAGCCUGAUAUCCGAGAUCAAGGCCAACUUAUCCCAGAGCCUGCCAGACUAUAUGAUACCAGGGUGCAUUGUGAAGCUCAAAGAUGGCUUACCUCGUCUAGCGAGCAACAAGCUUGAUCAGAAUGCACUGUCAUCUCGAGCAACAGAAGUGCUAGCAAGCCAAGCGUUCCAAGCGGCAGUGGAAUACGUCCCUCCACGGGACGAAGUGGAAAGACAUGUCUGUGAAGCUUUUGGCGACGUUCUUUCUUGCCAGGUUGGUAUUAUAAACAGUUUUCUGGACCUCGGAGGGCACUCUGUCACAGCGAUUCGGGUCGCGGGUAAAAUAAGGAAACAGCUCCGCACUGAUAUUACCUUCCGGGAUGUGCUGGAAUGCUUGACACCAGAAACUCUCAGUGCGCGGAUUCGCGCUUCUGCGGAAGAUACACAGCAAGGUCCAGCGACAUAUCGAACGCCAGAUAGCAUGGUUGUUGAGCAAUCGUUCGCACAGGGGCGUUUAUGGUUCUUGGAACAGCUUCAUCCAGAUCUGAGCUGGUAUCACAUGCCACUUGCAUUCAGACUGCGAGGACGAUUGCACCUCAACGCCUUGGAGGCCGCCUUGCUAGCACUUGAAAAGCGUCACGAAACGCUGCGAACGACAUUCGACGUGAGGGGCGACAUGAAUGUCCAAGUAGUCCAUCCUUUCCAAGCAAAAAGAAUUCGAAUUUUGGAUCUUGCUGGGAACCCUGGUAGCGAAAAGGGGCUGUACUCGGUCCUCUGCCGUGAACAGACAAAGCCUUUCAAUCUCAUGGACGAACCCGGGUGGAGAGUAGCUGUGGUGCGAGUUAGCUCUCAAGAACAUAUUCUCUCCCUUGUUAUCCAUCAUAUAAUUGCGGAUGGUUGGUCAUUGGGGGUGGUUCUGCGAGAGCUGGCAUUAUUCUAUUUUGAGAGCCUCCGUGGGAAAGAUCCCUUGUUACAAUUACCGGCCCUGCCUAUCCAAUACCGAGGGUACUCGCUAUGGCAACGUGAGGAAGAACAGCUCCGGCAGCAGCAACGCCAACUAGCAUAUUGGACGCGACAGCUGCGAGGCAGCCACCCGGCCGAGUUUCCGUGUGAUAAGUCUCGACCUCCUGUGCCAUCUGGACAGGCUGCUGUGAGGGGAAUUAAGAUCGCAGAUGCUUUAUACAGGGAGUUGGCGAGGUUCUGCAGGCGACAUCUUAUAACACCAUUCAUUGUUCUCCUUGCAGCCUUUCGAGCAGCUCAUUACCGAAUGACACGGGCACCUGACGCGACGAUCGGCACUCCAAUAACAAAUCGCAACCGCGAAGAACAUGAAGGAAUAGUUGGACUGUUCGUGAACAUGCAGUGUAUGAGAACUGAGGUUUCAGAAACCGAUUCCUUUGAGGUACUAGUUAAACGGGUAAAGGAGAUAGCAGCAGCAGCAUUCGCACACAACGAGGUCCCCUUUGAGAGGAUCGUCUCCGAGCUACAGCCGACGCGGGAGAGUUCACGCAAUCCACUGAUACAAACGAUCUUCGCAUUUCAUCCAGAGCGUGUUGACAAGAUUGGUCUUGAAGGCAUCGACUCAGAACUGAUGAGGUUGACACAUGUGACAAGGUUCGACCUCGAAUUUCACGUCUACCAGUGUGAAGAAGGCCUGGAAGGUGAUAUAAUAUUCGCCAUUGAGCUUUUCCAUGAUCGAACGAUCGAUAUGUUGCUAUCGAUCUUUCAAGAUAUACUGAGAGUAGGAUUAGAAAAGCCACAUGCGGCUAUUGAGACAAUUCCUCUGUCGAGUGGCACUUCUGCACUUGCCGACAAGGGCUUGUUGGAAGCUCCUUGCUCCCAAUACCCGCGAUAUUCAAGUAUAAUCGAUGUCUUCUCCCAGCAGGUAGCUGCACAGCCGGAUAGAAUAGCCAUCAAGGACAGUUUGUGUCAAUGGACUUAUGCAAGGCUUGACUUGGAGUCCGACAAAAUGGCUAGAUUCUUGCGUGAUUUGGACCUCCCCAAAGAGACUGUGAUCACGGUUUUCGCAGAGCGAUCGUGCGAGACCAUCGCAGCCUUUUUGGGCAUACUCAAGGCAAACAUGGCCUAUCUUCCCUUAGAUAUAAAGUUCCCGGCUGCUCGGAUAGAGUCCAUCCUUUCAUUUAUUGAAGGCAAUAGACUUGUUCUGGUCGGCUCCGGAUGUCAAUUCCCAAUUAUGCACAUGGAUGGGGUGGACAUUGUUCCCAUGGUACGACUGUCGACUGGUCUUUCUCUUAACUCAGCAUAUAACGAAGGUACAUUGCCUAGUCCCAAUAGCCUAGCAUACGUUAUGUUCACCUCCGGCUCCACCGGCCAACCAAAAGGGGUCAUGAUUGAGCACGGAGCAAUUGUGUCACGUGUGAAGGGUUGCAAUAUGCUCGAGAAUGGGAUUGCGGCAGAGCCAUUUGCGCAUCUUUCCAGUAUUGCUUUUGAUGCUGCAGUUUGGGAGAUAUACACUCCCCUACUCAACGGCGGCACUGUCAUUUGCAUUGACAGUAUUACAGUCACGGACUUUGAAGCUCUGUCCAACGUCUUUCAUACUGAAGGCAUUCGUGUAGCACUUAUUACACCUGCCCUGCUAAAACAGCUUCUCGCACAGUCAUCGGCUUCAAUCUCUGAGCUUCACACACUGGUCGUGGGCGGGGAUCGAGCGGAUCCCAAGGACAUGAUCAAAGCAGGCGAGCUAGUUCAAUGUGAUGUCAUAAACGCUUAUGGCCCAACGGAGAAUACCGUUAUCAGCACCUUUUAUCGACUUUCACAAGGCGACGAAUAUCAUAACGGUGUACCAAUUGGACAAGCAGGAACAGCCUCCGGGGCGUAUGUUGUGGAUCAGCAACUAUGUCUUAUGCCACCUGGUGUAAUCGGUGAACUCGUCGUUGUCGGGGAUGGCCUAGCGCGUGGCUAUAUUGACGCACGAAGGGAUGUGAAUCGUUUCGUCAACAUUAACAUCGGCGGUCAGAUGCUGAGGGCGUAUCGCACGGGUGACCGAGUACGUUGCCGUCCGAUAGACGGACAACUUGAAUACAUUGGCCGGUUGGAUGGCCAGGUCAAGAUUCGAGGAUUUCGUGUUGAGACCGAGGAGAUCGAGCACGUUCUCCGCAGUUCAGGACUAGUCGGAAACGCCGCAGUGCUCUUCCAGCAGCCUGAUGGUUAUGAGGCCCGGCUAGUAGCUUUUGUCACGCUGUUGAAGGAAGGCGACAACCAAGGUCCCAUGGAUGAAAUAACAAGGGGUAGAAGAGAAAGGGAAUCAGAACAGGCUUGGAAACAAAUCUUCAGUGAAGUCACUUAUGACAGCCAGAUCGACCCUCGUGAGGCCGGUAGGGAUUUCUCUGGAUGGAAGUCAAUGUACGAUGGCACCGACUUCGACAAAGAAGAAAUGGGGGAAUGGCUGAACGACACAAUCACAACGUUGCUGAAUGGUGCACCGCCAGGAAAUGUGGUCGAGAUUGGGACGGGCUCAGGAAUGGUUCUCUUCAACAUUGCAAACGACCUGCAGAUCUAUGUCGGACUUGAACCGGUGCAGUCGAUAGUGGAAUUUGUCAAGACAAUGAUAGACAAAGUUGAUCCGACUCUAGCAAGCAAAGUACAGCUACACGUCGGAAGCGCCAGUGACUUGGACAAGAUAUCGUCCAACAUUGUAUCGCCCGAUCUUGUGGUGAUGAAUUCUGUUGCGCAGUAUUUCCCCAGUGCGGAAUACCUGUCCAGGCUCAUCCUGGAACUUCUGCGAAAGCAUCAGGCCAAGACCCUCUUCUUCGGAGACAUACGUUCAUAUGCACUAUAUGCUCAGUUCCAGGUCACCAAGGCCCUGCAUGGAAAAGGCGAAAUUAGUCCUGAAUACAUCCGUCAAAGUAUGGAAGAUACUGUGGCAAAUGAGACAGAGCUAUUGGUUGACCCUGCCUUUUUCACGUCCCUAGCAGCUAGAUUCCCAGAUCUCAUCCACCACGUUGAGAUACUUCCAAAAAGGAUGCGGGCGACGAACGAAUUAAGUUGCUAUCGUUAUUCGGCCAUUAUUCAUGCUGUGCGACAGGACUACCUCCCGAUUAUUCACACCGUAGACGCAGACCAGUGGAUCGACUACAGCGCCCAAGGUCUAAGCGGGGACGGGCUCUUGGAGCUAUUAACGGAGAGCUCGGAAGCAGCUGUUGUAGCUAUCGCCAACAUUCCGCACAGCAAGACUCUUCUUGAGAGACUAGUGGUCGGGAAAUUUUCCAAACAGACAAAUAUGACAGACACUAAUUGGUUAUCAUCGGUCCGUCAGAGAGCCGAUGAGCUUAAUGGACUUUCGGCAGUGGAUCUUGUUGAUCUGGGUAACUUGGCAGGGUUCCAUGUGGAGUUGAGUUGGGCGCGCCAAUUUUCCCAACACGGAGGACUGGACGCCAUCUUUCACCGCAUUGAACCCCCGUGUGGACGACAAAGGACCAUGUUUCGAUUCCACACGGAUCAUGAAGGUCGCUCAAAUCGGGAGUUCAACAAUUCACCGAUGCAGGGUCCGUCGGCACGCCAUAUUGAAAGGGACCUCCAGCAAAUUCUGGAAUCACGCCUGCCUUGGUACAUGGUUCCGGCCACGAUACGGAUUCUUGACGACAUGCCUACCAAUCACAGUGGCAAGAUAGACAGACGAGCUCUGUCUGAUAUUGCGGCCACAAUGACACCUAGACAGGCACCCGUUGACAUGGCCUGCGUGCGUCCGAGCAAUAAGUUCGAAGUGGUCGUCUGUGAAGAAUUCGGUCAUGUCCUUGGAUGUGACGUGGGCGUUACAGAUAAUUUCUUCGACCUUGGUGGCCACUCAUUGAUGGCAACAAGAGCAGUAUCGAAAAUUGUUCAGCGAACACAGUGUGCCAUCACGGUCCGAGACCUUUUCGACUGCCCAACGCCACGAGCUUUGGCAAGCAGGAUUUCACAUGUUUGUUAUGGCAGAGGCGAUGAAGAAGCAGAAGGUAACGGAAUUCAAAAAGUUGAUGAGUCUACUGAUUGUGGGCCUGUCGUGCACGAUGGAUGGGACCAGGCUGUGGAUGCGGUCGGGUUUUGUGCAGAGGACGUGGUGCACAUAAUGCCAUGUUCUCCCUUUCAGGAGGGUGUCCUUGCUGCCGACCUCGUCCUGGGAGACCAACCCGCUUAUUUGGCUACCAUGAAGCUGAAAUUUGACGGACACUUGGACGUGGAUAUGUUGCAGUCAGCGUGGCGUUCAACAGUAGCACGGGAGGAGAUGCUUCGAACAGCCUUCAUACCAUCCCCGCAAAAUUUGGCCAUAAACGGAUUCUGCAGUGGAGCCUUUCUGCAGGCCGUCCUCCGGUGUGAUUCCAACGAAGUGGAAAGGGUCUCGACGCUGCGGCAGCAGGAGUUCGAUCCACAGCCUGAGCUGGGGAUGGGUCAUAUACCAGUUUCAUUGGCAUUAAGACAAAAUGAUGCAACAUGUGCAAUCACAAUUGAGUUGACGAUGCAUCACGCACUGUAUGACGAAGCCUAUUUAUCUUGUGUUCUGGAUGGGCUGUCUCGUGAUUAUCACCAUACACACGAUACUAGCCCAACAAACGAUGGCCAGGACAGUCACAUGCCGUUCACAGCGUUCAUCCACACGUUGCAAAGGAAGGAUCGAUCGAUAGCCUCCUCCUUUUGGAAUGAAUACCUACAUGGGACGCCAACAUGUACCUGGCCAAUUUCAUGCGGUCUCAGAGGUCCUAUGAAUGGAGGUCAAAUCCCACAGGAAGCUUGUGCUGAAUGGAAUGGAGAUGCAGAAGCACUGUCAAGAAUCUACGGCACCACCCCUGCCGGUAUUGUGAGAGCGGCUUUGGCUUUGUCCAUUGCUGUACACAGUGAAUCAGACGACGUUAUCUUCGGUGAGGUGUCGAGUGGCCGAGCUCAUUCAGAGUUCGUCAAAGGCCCCUGCAUCGCCACGCACCCGGUACGAAUUUCGCUCCAAGCGGGUGCAAUGCAACAUUAUAAGGAAGGACCACGAGGGACAGUUUCAAUGGAAACGCUCCUCACGCGCGCCCGAGAUGCAUUCUUGGACUCGAUGCCAUAUCAGCAAUUUGGACUCGAAUCUAUUCGACGGUUGACUGAGAACCCUGACUUGCUUCCUUUUCAGGUGCUCUUUGUUUUCCAAGGACAAGUUGCAAAUUCCAAGAAUCAUGGAAGUUCAUGGAGCCGUUUCCGUAUGGCUGACGAUAAGUUGAAACGUACCGACUUUCCCUUAGUGCUGGAAGCGUUCUGUGAAGAGCUCACAGGUCAUCUUCACAUGCGAUGUGUGUUUGAUCCGGUGGCAAUACUUCCGGCAGAUGCAGAUUGGGUGUUACAGCACAUCAUUGAUUCGAUUGACCUCAUGCAAACAUGUUCCAUGCUACAGCAGGGAGAACGACGCCCUGAGGCUAAACUCGUCAUCACUGAGCGAGAGAAGAUUGCCAUCGGGCAAUUGUUGGGCCACGGAAAUAGGAAAUCUUCUUCUGACGAUGGUGGUGCGUUGUCUACCGCUGUCGAACUCUUUCGCAAGCGCGCAAUGGAAAUGCCGGAGAAGAUUGCUUUGCAGGUCCAAAGAAGCGAUUUUGUCACGUUCAGACAACUCGACGAUCUAAGUAAUCAGAUUGCUGUAGGCCUUGAAGGAAUGCUAAACUAUCAAACAAGUGAGACCUCCAGGCAGAGAUGCAUUCCGAUCUUUUUCGAGAAGUCAUUCCACAUGGUUAGCGCCAUUUUCGGCAUCCUGAAGGCCGGAGCGGCUGUUGUUCCCAUGGACAUUCAACAUCCGAUGCAGAGGCUAGAGACAAUAUGCAGAACAACCGCAGCCACUGUCUUUCUUUGGGAUGGUAUGAAUGCUGGCGAGAAGCUACAAAAUCUUGUCAAGUUAACGGGAGCAACUGCACUGACCGUAGAUGAUCUUCUCCAUAAUACCAACCCGACGUACAAGCAGAAAGUUCUACCUCUGGACUCUCUGGCUUAUGUGCUCUUUACCUCAGGAUCAACCGGUAUCCCAAAAGGGGUGAUGGUCGAUCAUCGGAACUUGGCAUCACUCGCGCUGCUUGCUCCUACCUUUGAUGCGGCAAUGGGAGAUUUGUUCGCCACGAUCUGCAAAGGUGGUCGACUCUUGUUGGGAAAGCAACAGGAUAUGCUCUCCGGGUUGAGUCAUUGCUUAGAAGAUCUGAGUGUCACACAUCUGUCACUAACUCCCACGUUGAGUACGCUGAUACUGAACGACCUUGACAACGAAGGGUUAUCUUUCAUGCGCUCUUUAAUCUUUGGGGGUGAGACUUUUCCAGUCAGUAUCCUGGGUCGUGUACCCAGUUCAAUAACGGUCUGGAAUGGUUAUGGCCCUACCGAGACGACCAUUGAAAUAGCAGCCUGCAAGGUACAAGGACCAGAUGUUGAUGUUUGCGGAGGCCGAUCGUUUGUUCCCAUUGGAGAGCCGGGCCAGAACAGACACAUUCGGGUGCUAUAUCCCGGAACUACGGAGCAAGUACCACUGGGUUCAGUUGGCGAGGUGUGCAUUAGUGGACUACAAGUGACACAGGGCUAUCUAGGCCAGCCUGAGUUGACCGCGGAACAUUUCAUACCAGACCCGUUCUCACCGACGGGACGGGGGAGAAUGUACCGUACGGGAGAUAGAGCAAGACUCCACGGAGAUGGAUACCUUGAGUACCUUGGUCGCAUGGAUGGGCAGAUAAAAGUUCGAGGCUUCCGAAUUGACACUGAAGAGAUUUGUUCGGUAGCGCGGAAGCAUCCGCAAAUCAUUGCGUGUGCAGUGAUUAAGCUUCAGGGCAACGGAACUGAAACCCUGACAGCGUGUGUUGAAGUGGAGCAUCAACUCAAGCCCGGAAAUGUCAUAUGUGAAGCCACAAUUAAGGAGCAUCUGGCCCAAAGCCUUCCCGCCUAUAUGGUUCCAGCCUUCAUCUGGGUGCAGACAAAACCCUUACCUCGUACGACAAGUGGCAAACUAGACAGAAUCGCUAUUGCCAAGAUGGCCGAGGACAAGCACAAUGAGAGUUCAAAAGACCGUCUGGGGCACUCUCAUGUGCCUGUGCUAGGGGUCAACGAAGACUCAAUUGACGUCACCGCAGCAUUCCAUGAAAUGGGCGGUGACUCCAUUCGCGCCGUAGCAUUGCUCGCAAUCCUUCGUCGACAAGAGCUGCACCUCGAUCUGAUAGACGUUUCACAGACUUCAACAGUACGGUCGCAAGCAGCCAGAAUUGGAAAGGGGUCAGCUGUCAGACACAAUGCGAACUACCUACAUUUUCAGAUGCGCCAAGGGAGUGUGGCAACAAUUGUCCUUGUUCACCCAUUCCUUGCGCAGUCCACUGUUUUCAAGCCUCUGCUGCCAUUACUAGACGACUCGUUUGAUGUGCUCCUAGUCGACGACCCAUUUAUGGGCACAGCCGGUUAUCCCAGAACGCUUUCUCAAUGGGCCAAUCAUUACUUGACCGAUAUCAAGGAACAGAUUCAGACCGACCACCCCGUGCUAUUUGGGGGGUAUUCAUUUGGUGGUCUCAUUGCAUUCGAGAUGGCCCAAAAAUGGGACCAAUUAUACGGAGCCCAUUCCAGCUCGGUAGUCCUGCUCGACCCUGGUACUUACGAGAUAGAUAAUACAGUACCGGAGAGUGAAAGUGAGAAGGACAGCUUGAUCAUGAAGUCGCUGGGCAGGUCGGAGAUCAGUCCUCAAGACAUCUUGCCGCUUCGAGAGUGCUUCGAUGGGUACGUGAGAGCCUUGAAGGAAUCAGAGUGUCCACCAAUAUAUGAGGGUAAUUGCCUUCAUGUGGCGUUGCCCGAUCGGCUUCAGGAUGGAGUGGUCGAUUGGUGGAAGUGCUGUCCCAACAUCACUUUGGGCGUUGUCGACUGCGACAAUCAUUACGCGUUGAUGAGGGAUGCAAAGUCCCUGACAGUUAUCAGUCAGUUAAUCAAUGAGCAUUGCCACGCCAUUAUAGAAGAGAACCGAGCGGUGAGCAGUGCGAGUUCAGAAUCCCGAUUGUAUGGGGGAUCUUCGAGAACCGACGUGUCGCUGGAAGAUGGAGACGCGAAGGAGCAGCCCAGGUGACCGGUAGGCCUAGCUAGGCCUUGACAGG